CAUAAUUACUACUUAUACACAGAAAGGAGAGAACCAGAGAGCGAGCGAGCGAGAGAUGGAUGGAAUUGCCUCUGUUUGGAAUUAUCAAGAGAGUAUGGAUGACCUCAAGCAUAAGCUUCACUACACAACCAUUGAACUAGAAUCAACCAGGAUGAAUGCACAGGAGGUGAUGAGAAAAAGCGAGGAGUAUGUAAAGCAGUUGCUUGAUCUCCUGAAGGUAGCUUGCCAGGAAAGAGAUGAAGCAAAAGAUCAGUUGCAGAGACUACUUAACAAUGCCUUGCCAUUAGGUCCAACUGAAAUCUGCACUGUUUUCCCAUGUGUUCAGCCUGAGAGUCCUCGUUUGCAACCAAAGAUGGCAAAUUCAAGCGUUACCGAGUCUGAUAGUCUCUCUGAAACAUUCAAUCGCCACUCCCAUGGUUCCUCCCCUGUUGAUUCCUUCAUUGAUGCAAUUUCAUCAUCUGAGCUCACAAACAUGAACAUUGCUGAUUCAAGUAACACUGGCGUGCAACAUCAUCCCUUUGUCCAAGAAUGUAAUAAGUUAAUCCCCAUGGAUAUUUUAUCUGCUGGAAAUAGUGGUAUCGUGUCUAAAGGUUCAACAGAGGUGGAUCGGGCUUCUCUGGUAAUUGAUAAUCUGGUUAAGGGAAAGCAGCUUCCCCAAAAGGGGAGACUCUUGCAGGCUGUAACAGAAGCAGGACCACUGCUUCAAACACUUAUCGUGGCAGGUCCUCUACCUCAGUGGCGAAAUCCUCCCCCUCUUCAGCCCUUAAAUAUCCCACCCGUUUCCAUUAAAGGGUGUGAUCCUGAAACAAUUAAUCGGGCUCCAGAUGCCAAUCCAAAUUAUAAUGUUCAAACUUCUUUCAGUUCUUCAUACAUAGAUGUGUCAGCUCAGAUCUGCACUACCUCUACAUUGAGUGUUCCAAGUGGUUCUGGUUCAUGUCUUAACAAGGCGCAGCUAUGCACUGGCAUUGGUUGGGAUUCCUUGCACAACAAAAUCUUGUCUAACAAGCGCCAAAGAUUCCAAUGAAACCGAUAAAUGUUUUUUCCCUUUUUGUAUACAGAUUUAAACUCUCCAUGGUGUAAAUGGAACACUCUUUUGUUUUCUGGAUUUAAAUGAGAUGAUUUUGAUGACUUCGGCACUA
This is a messenger RNA of Nelumbo nucifera (sacred lotus), 1139 nucleotides long. RefSeq lists its product as uncharacterized. Lineage: Eukaryota; Viridiplantae; Streptophyta; Magnoliopsida; Proteales; Nelumbonaceae. The record is from RefSeq and is a predicted model, not a curated record.